Messenger RNA from Rattus rattus (black rat), 2703 nucleotides. It is a transcript of the gene Mto1, whose product is annotated as mitochondrial tRNA translation optimization 1. Gene Ontology annotation, biological process: tRNA wobble uridine modification; tRNA methylation. Gene Ontology annotation, molecular function: flavin adenine dinucleotide binding. NCBI's taxonomy places the organism in Eukaryota, Metazoa, Chordata, Mammalia, Rodentia, Muridae. Gene Ontology annotation, cellular component: cytosol. The record is from RefSeq and is a predicted model, not a curated record.
GAUACUCAUAUAUAGACCCAGAUGUACUUCAACGUGAGGAUUAGAACUUGGAUUGCCUUAGUCGAUGAACCUCUCAGCAGAUUUUAAGGCGAACUGAUCAAAUUUAUUGUUCAUAGGAGGCAACCUGGCGAUAAAGACUAGCCCACCUGAAAAGGCCAACCUCAACCUCCAAGAUAGAAUCCCCAGCCAAAAGUGAAGGUGUGCGAGAAAGAAAGCACAUCGUGCCUGCGCGCAGCGCCCUGCGCCACAGCAUCUUGUAGCUCCAAAUCGCCAAUCAAAUGCGUCGCUGGACGCAGGCGCGUUACGCUCUGAUGCAGCCAAGAUGGCGGCGCCCAGUCGGCUUCCACUGGCCUAACUAUUCUGUGCGUCUCCAGCUUCUCUCGGCAUGUUCCUUCUCCGGGACUGUGGCCGCUGGGCCGCAGCGUCCCUCGGCAGACGGUUGCCUUUGCGUCGCCUCCGCAGCGACAGCGCGGCACCCUGCAGCCCGCACUUCGACGUGGUAGUUAUCGGAGGAGGGCACGCGGGGACCGAGGCGGCCGCCGCCGCUGCUCGUUGUGGCUCGCGGACUCUGCUCCUCACACACCGGGUGGACACAAUCGGUCAGAUGUCCUGUAAUCCUUCCUUUGGUGGCAUUGGAAAGGGGCAUUUGAUGAGAGAAGUAGAUGCCUUGGAUGGCCUGUGUUCUCUCUGUGACCAGUCUGGUAUACAUUACAAAGUAUUAAACCGGCGUAAGGGCCCUGCUGUAUGGGGACUGAGAGCGCAAAUUGAUCGGAAACUUUAUAAACAAAACAUGCAGAAAGAAAUCCUGAGUACACCCUUGCUCACUGUUCAGGAGGGAGCUGUGGAAGAUCUAGUUCUUGCAGAGCCAGAGCCUGGAUAUGGGGGGAAGUCCAGGGUCAGAGGCGUUGUUUUGGCUGAUGGAAGUACAAUUCAUGCAGAGAGUGUAAUCCUGACUACUGGGACCUUUCUGAGAGGCACGGUCAUCAUUGGAUUGGAGGUGCAUCCUGCAGGACGUUUGGGGGAUCAGCCCUCUAUAGGGUUGGCUCAGACUCUGGAGAAAUUGGGGUUUAUGGUAGGAAGACUAAAGACUGGGACUCCACCCCGACUUGCCAAAGAGUCCAUUAAUUUCAGCAUUCUACACGAGCACACAGCAGAUAACCCACCCAUCCCAUUCAGCUUUCUCAGUGACAGUGUGUGGAUCAAGCCGGAAGAUCAGCUGCCAUGUUACUUGACUCACACCAACCCCAGAGUGGAUGAGCUCGUCCUUGAGAACCUUCACCUGAAUAGCCAUGUUAAAGAAACUACCAGAGGGCCCCGAUACUGUCCCUCUAUUGAAUCAAAGGUUUUACGUUUUCCAAACCGUCUGCAUCAGGUUUGGUUGGAACCUGAAGGAAUGGAUUCUGAUCUCAUCUACCCACAAGGGUUGUCUGUUACACUGCCAGCCGAGUUACAGGAGAAAAUGAUAACAUGCAUCAGAGGCUUGGAGAAAGCCAAAAUGGUCCAUCCAGGCUACGGUGUUCAGUACGAUUAUUUAGAUCCCCGUCAGAUCAGUCCUUCCCUCGAGACGCAUUUGGUUCAGCGGUUGUUCUUUGCUGGACAAAUAAAUGGAACCACAGGCUACGAGGAAGCUGCAGCUCAGGGGGUGAUAGCUGGAAUCAAUGCCAGUCUGAGAGUCAGUCGAAAACCACCCUUUGUUGUGAGCCGCACAGAAGGCUAUAUAGGAGUCUUGAUUGAUGACCUCACCACCCUGGGCACCAGCGAGCCGUACCGAAUGUUCACUAGCAGGGUAGAGUUCCGUCUGUCACUGCGCCCAGAUAAUGCUGACACCCGGCUCACGUUCCGAGCCCAUGAGGAUGCUGGCUGUGUGUCCCCACAGCGGUAUGAAAGAGCUUUGUGGAUGAAGUCAUCUUUAGAAGAAGGUAUUUCUGUGCUGAAAUCCAUUAAGUUUUCAAGCUCCAAGUGGAAAAAGUUAAUUCCACAAGCUCCUAUAAGUAUUAAUAGAAGCCUUCCUGUCAGUGCCCUGGAUGUCCUUAAGUAUGAAGAAGUGGACUUGGAGUCACUAGCCAGUGUGGUUCCCGAGCCCCUGAAGAAGUAUACUGCAUGUAGAGAGCUCGCCAGAAGACUGAAAAUCGAAGCCACUUAUGAGUCAGUAUUGUUGUAUCAACUACAAGAAAUAAAGGAAGUUCAGCAAGAUGAAGCUUUGCAACUUCCACAAGAUCUAGAUUAUCUAACAAUCAAGGAUGUGUCAUUGUCCCAGGAAGUUCGAGAGAAGCUACACUUGAGUCGCCCACAGACGAUUGGAGCUGCUAGUCGUAUUCCUGGAGUGACACCAGCUGCCAUCAUCAAUCUGCUCAGAUUUGUGAGGAACACUCAGCAGAGACAGACAGCAGUGAUGGAGCACCAGACCAAUCAGUGCUUAUGACGCAAAGGAACUGGGAGACAGAAUUCUAACUUCCAUUGCAUAGGGGACUUGCAUAGAGCCAUGAUUCUCACCCUUCAUAAUGCUGCCACCCUUUAACACAGUUCCUUGUGUUGUGGUGAGCUGAAAACACAAAAUUAUUUCAUUGCUACUUCAUACUUUGGCGCUGUUAUGAAUCAUAAUGUAAAUAUCUGAUAUCGGAUCCCUGUGGGGAUCUCAACCCAUGGGAGAUCCAUUGGCUUAGAGAAUAUGAAUAGGAAAUAAAAUGAUACCUGUGAAAAUGC